AUGAGAGAAAUCGAGAUGGUACAAAGCCUGGAUCAUCCACACAUUGUCAAGCUUAUCGAUUGGUUCGAGUCCAAGGACAAGUUCUAUCUUGUUUUUGAGGAAGCCAAUGGUGGUGAGCUCUUUGAUCGACUUGUGAAAGGCCGCUUCACAGAAAAGGUUGCGUGUCGCACGAUCCAUGUAGUCCUUGAGGCUAUUCAUUAUAUGCACAUGAAUGACGUGGUCCAUCGGGACAUAAAGCCUGAAAACAUCUUGUAUCGGUCACAGGCGGAAGACGCGAAUAUUGUACUUGUGGACUUUGGCAUUGCCACACAUCUCCAUGAGCACAGCGACACCGAACUGCAUGGUAUGUGCGGAAGUGUAGGAUAUGCAGCGCCAGAAAUUCUUGCGCGCAAAGGGUAUGGCAAGCCCGUGGACAUGUGGGGGCUUGGUAUUGUAACAUAUUGUAUGUUGUGUGGAUUUUCGCCCUUUUCCUCCGCGGAUCCAUUGCUUUUCCGACGCCAGCUCGAAUCAGAAGAAAUCCAAUUCGAGGGAAAGUACUGGGAUUCGGUCAGUGACGAGGGCAUUGAUUUCGUCAAGAGAUGUCUGACUCGAGAUCCCGAUGCACGUAUCACGUCCACCGAGGCAUUUGAGCAUCCGUGGUUCAAACUCAUUAGCGAAGAGCUUCACGAUGACGACGGACAGGAUAUUGGAGCCGGCAUCCGUGAGAACUAUCGCUCGAAAUGGAAGACGGCCAUGGCCACUGUUCGUGCGACGAAGCGCAUGCAAAUUAUCACAGAUAGGGCGCAGGCGAAAGCGAAUGAUCUCGACAAUCCCGAUGUCACAUCGCCGCUCCAUUCCGAUGACGAAUACUUCCCAGCGACGUCAGGCGUAGCGACGCCCGCUACUGGUACGCCCAUCAUGUCGGAAGACGCAGAAAUCCUUCCCUCUCAUUCUUGGAUCUCACAUUUGCUCCCACAUUUUCUUCGAGAUGCAUAA
Malassezia globosa CBS 7966 is the source of this 975-nucleotide messenger RNA. RefSeq lists its product as uncharacterized. The transcript has 2 exons. Gene Ontology annotation, molecular function: calcium/calmodulin-dependent protein kinase activity; ATP binding. The record is from RefSeq and is a predicted model, not a curated record. NCBI's taxonomy places the organism in Eukaryota, Fungi, Basidiomycota, Malasseziomycetes, Malasseziales, Malasseziaceae. Gene Ontology annotation, biological process: protein phosphorylation; cellular response to oxidative stress. The coding region runs from base 1 to 975 and encodes 324 amino acids.